AUGGUGGUAUUUGUCGACCUCGACGAUGAAUUUCCCAAUGGAUCGGCGCCGGAGAAGCCAUUUCAGUUGAUGGUUGACCCCAAUUCGGCACCGGCCGAAUUAUCACCACUUAAAGGGUCCGAGGUCUCGAAACUAAACAUAAAUGGAUUCUCGGCGGCUUUGAGUUGUUAUCCUAUAAUCAAGGAGAUCGCUCGAGCCAUCGAUCUUACCACUCUUCACGCCCUUUCGAUUACAUGUCGUCAGUUCCAUGCAAAUCUGGCACCAUAUCGCCACCAAUUAGUGAGAGAGACUCUCCGGUGCGAAAAUGAGUAUAUCGAGACCCUAGCAGAUAUGCUAGACGACGGCGCUGUCCUCCCAGACAGUGUCAAAUCAGUCAUACAACUUCUGAGUCGGGGAACCGGCCAACCGGGCCGCAUGACUCGCGGGAAGGUGGGCAAAUGCGCACGCGACAUGGUGGGCGAAUGUCGCCGCUGCUCAAAGGUUGUCUGCAGAAACUGCACCAUCAAACCUCCUUCUAAAACCGCCCUCAAAAGCCGUGUUCGUCGACUCUGUCGACCCUGCGGUACUGCGCCCAUCUCCUCACAUCUCUCCCAGGCAUCCGAUCCACACCCAGACUCAUGGGACGAAGACAGCGUGGCAGCUAUAGCCUUCGCGCGGACCCCAUGCAACUGCGAAGAAAACGUCUGGCUGUGCACACAAUGUGGCCAGACGCUGCGCACUAACGACACGACCUACCGUCGAGUCUGGGCGUGGCGCACGCGAUACAGCACGUAUCUGGGCGGCGGGCUGGGCACGGGUAUUGGUGAAGGCUGCCAAGGUGUCAAGUGUGGGCGGGGCGAGAGCUGUCUCGCUGCGCAGAAGAUUGAGCUUGAAGUCGACUGCGAGGCUGAUGAGGGUUCGGGUAGUGACACUGGCAGCAUGGGGAGUCCUGCAGGCCAGUCGCAUCACCACGAGAGUGCUGUUUCCACAGAUAGCCAUGAUGACGAGCAGCCUGGGUAUUUCCGACAGGAAGUCAUUGGGUUAGGUGGUGUUGUUAAGCAUAAGUUUAAGAAGAGGGUCAAUAUUGGGGCUUGUGUUGUUGAGUAUGAGGAUGAGAGGGAGACGGGAGAUUAUCUUGUGCGCGAGGAGCAGGGGCUACAUCGGGCUUGGUGUGGGUGGUGUUCGAGGGUGAUCCCAGGGAAGAAUGAUAACCCUUGA
This is a messenger RNA of Penicillium soppii, 1197 nucleotides long. RefSeq lists its product as uncharacterized. The transcript has 3 exons. Lineage: Eukaryota; Fungi; Ascomycota; Eurotiomycetes; Eurotiales; Aspergillaceae. The record is from RefSeq and is a predicted model, not a curated record. Bases 1 to 1197 code for a protein of 398 amino acids.